AUUAAAAUAAUUUUUGACACCUAGAUGUAAUGUCAGUUUUAAACCUCGCGCGUGUAAUUUUCGAUAAAUAGUUUUUUUUUACAAAAUUUACAUUGAAAUAUGCCGAAAUACUACAGAUUUAGGGCGACCUCGCCCACUCGUAAAACAAAGCGAUGUAGAGAUAAGGAGAAGGAGAAGGAAGUUGAAAAAGCCAAGCUUGACGCAGAGUUAAACUGGAUGGAUUUGACUCUGGCGUGCUCUCCAGCGCCGACUUGGUAUCUUCGGCGCACCGCUUGGCGCGAAAGUCCACCUCUCAUGGGCGUGCCGCGUCAGUUGGCAGCAGGUCUCAGAGCCUCAGUGCAGCUCAGCAACCGGCCUAUAUUCGUCUUCAAGAUCCCUACAGUACGCUCUCAAGAUUGGAUGCGUUUGUUAUAGAUUGUGUUGCCGUAAAAAAAUGUUUCUUGAGUAAUUUUGUCUGGUAAUUGAUGUAAUUUUUUCGGUGCGAUUUAUUGAACCAUGUUUUUAUUGGUAAUAGAAAUUAACGAGUAUAUUUUUGUUCA
Manduca sexta (tobacco hornworm) is the source of this 539-nucleotide messenger RNA. RefSeq lists its product as uncharacterized. Lineage: Eukaryota; Metazoa; Arthropoda; Insecta; Lepidoptera; Sphingidae. The coding region runs from base 100 to 414 and encodes 104 amino acids. The record is from RefSeq and is a predicted model, not a curated record. The transcript has 2 exons.